Molecule: messenger RNA, 1857 nt
Organism: Podarcis lilfordi (Lilford's wall lizard)
Lineage: Eukaryota; Metazoa; Chordata; Lepidosauria; Squamata; Lacertidae
Source: the annotation of a GenBank genome assembly
AUGCACCUUUUCGGGACAUUGCAGAAUCAGUUUCUCCGUCGCCUCCUGAAACUCCCCAUGUGUGUGAGCAACGCAGCCAUACGUCUGGAGUUAAUGAUUGCAUCAUUGGAGACGGUCAUCUGGAAGCGAGUCUUUGGUUAUUGGCUGUCCAGCUGGCACAGGCUUCCCAACCAUUACCUUUUUCAGUGCCUCUGGCGGGACGACUUUGUCAAUCCGUGGGUAGGAAAAAUCCAUGCCAAACUUCUGAGCAUCGGAAUUUCCCCAGCGGACUCCUUAAAGAUGAACUUACGCUCAGCCAAAAGACUUAUUGAGCAGAGAUUAGCAGACAUUGAAAAUCAACACAACCUCGCCGGGGGUGACGGUGUCUGCUCCCCCAGGUAUCACGGAAUAACCCCACCACUUGGCCUUCCAUCAUACAUGUCAUCUCUUUCAUCUGUACCACACCGACAUGCAUUUAUUCGUGCAAGGUUCAAUGUCUUUCCAUCGAACCUGCUGAGCCAUAGAUUUUCCAAGGGUUUGGUGUCUCCGCUAUGCGUGUGUGACGGGAAAACUGUUGAUUCUCUCUCACAUAUAAUGUUCAACUGCCCCCUACAUAGCAUAGCCAGGACUAAAUUCCUGGGCCCUGCUCUACUGCGCUUGGUUGGCAGGCCUGCUGAGUCACAUGCCGCACUACUUUUGCAGGAUACAGAUCCUUCUGUAACUCUGCAGGUGGCGAGAUUCCUGAAUGCAGUUAUCUCACACACAAAAACAACAACAUCAAAAACUAAUCGGACAGUUUUGAAGAGAGUGCAUGUCGGAUCUCGUCUUCAGUUCUCCUUUUCUGGGAUCCGUCCCUUGGAGCUCUCCGGGCCCCAAGCUGUUAUCUGGCUCUGCUCAAUGACCCACCCCUGCAUCAUGGUGUUCACCUUCUGGUGCCGAAUAUAUUAGUUUUUAUGCCUCUGUGCUUUUAAGUUUGUACAUACUUUAUGGGCUAAUAGCCGUAAAUAAAUAAAUAAAUAAAUAAAUAAAGCCUUCUCUCACACACAGGAAGCUGCCUCGUGCUAAGUCAGAUUAUUGGUUGUUCUUGUUCAUUGUUGCCCACCUGGACUGGCAGCUGCUCUCCAGGCAGGAGUCUCUGCCAAGAAUCUGGGACCUUCCGCUUGCAAGGCAGAUUGCCUGCCACUGAGCGACGGCCCUUCAGAGUGAUACAUCAAUAUUGGUGAGAAAUAUGGGAUACCUCUGAGGCACAGAGAGUUCUUCCUUAAAAGGACCAGAGAGAGGGGCGGGAGAGUUUUUCAUGAAUAUGCCAUCAUAAAGAUACUUCUUGUGCCAGAUGUUAUCUUAGAAACUUGUUGUCAAAGCAUCAGCUUGUGAUCUGGUUAGCAGGCUACUUUUUUAAAAAGCAAAAAAGUCUGAAUUGGGGUCUGAACUUUAUCUUGUGGUCAGUGCAUUGCACACCCUAAUAUACAUAGGUUAGACUUGUCAAUAUUUAGUAAUUUGUUUUCUGCAGGUUUCCCAUUCACACAUGCGGUUUUGCAUUUACAGUUGACUGCAUGAAAGUAAGGGCCAGUGCACAUUGUGCUCGUUCCCCUUCCAAUCCCUGCAUGUGCACAAUAAAAGUCUGUGUAGAGUUUUUGUUGGGACUGGAAUUAUACUCAUCCUUUGUGAUUGAGCCACUCCUAGGGAAGGGCGGAUGGUUCAGUCUACUUCCAGUCUGUGUCACUUUCAAAUGUGUAUAAAUCUGUUCCAUCUGAUUUUGGCUUUAAUCUGUGUAUUAAAAAAAUCCAUCUGGAGUGGUAGCAAAUAAGUUGAAAGCUCUGUCAGUUUUCCUUCUUUUUCUCUUUCAGUUACUGCAAAAAUGCAAGAUACGGAUUGUGA